Dendronephthya gigantea is the source of this 615-nucleotide messenger RNA. RefSeq names its product ryncolin-1-like. The record is from RefSeq and is a predicted model, not a curated record. The transcript is spliced from 3 exons. Lineage: Eukaryota; Metazoa; Cnidaria; Anthozoa; Malacalcyonacea; Nephtheidae. Bases 1 to 615 code for a protein of 204 amino acids.
AUGGUCGAUGAAGAAGCGCUUUUGAAUUCAGGAGUGAGAAAAGACGGUGUUUAUACCAUCAAUCCUGAUGGCCUGGGACCGUUUCAAGUCAGAUGUGAUAUGAGCACAGACGGGGGUGGGUGGACCGUGUUUCAAAGAAGACAAGAUGGAAGUCAAGAUUUCUAUCGUGGAUGGUCAGACUAUAAAGCAGGCUUUGGUGAUCUUAACGGCGAGUUCUGGUCGGGCCUUGAUAAAAUACAUCGUUUAACCAAAUCUGGCCAAAAUGUUUUAAGAGUUGAUUUGAUGGAUUUCAAUGGCGCCAAGGCUUACGCUAAAUAUGGAACGUUUAGUGUGGCUGAUGAAUCAGACAAAUACAGAUUAAAUAUUGACGAUUAUUCAGGUGACGCAGGUGAUUCUCUUGAUUAUCACAAUCAAAUGCAGUUCACUACCAAGGAUAAUGACAAUGAUGCUCGAAGUUAUGGUAAUUGUGCUACGCGCCACAAAGGAGGUUGGUGGUACAAUUUCUGUCGUUAUUCCGACCUCAAUGGCCUGUACAGCGUGAUAAAAUGGAAGGCAUGGUACACUUAUUAUCCAAUGAAAAAGACGGAAAUGAAAGUUCGUCCAAACCAGUUCUAA